AUGAAGGCUGGAAUUGUCGUUCAAAACCUUCAGGCUAGAUUUGAUGAGAGAUUUAAUCAUUGUUUAGUGUUGACUACGGAGAAUGAUAUUUUGCAAGUUAAACCUAUUGACGUGAAAUUUCAACUCCACCAAUUCAUUCCUAACAAUUUUGUCAAUUUUGAUUCCAUAGUACUUCAAAGGCAUGAUCUUAACCAUAAGGACCGACAGUUGACAUUGAAAUGCCUAGAAAGUUUGAUACAUGAAUCCAAAAUAUUCAAGCGUAAAACAUCUGCUACGUUCAACAACCUUUUUAGUCAAUUUGCACAAGAUCAAGUGACACCUGUUACAAUAUUGGAUAUUGUUGAUGCGAUAAGAUUGAGGGAAUCUGACUUAAUGAGAAUUGCAUCAUCAUUAUUUUGGCAGCAUGUAUUCCUAUAUAGUAUUCAUUGGAAUAUAAUUGACUCCACGUCAUGGUUAGCACCGAAUUAUUUUGAGGUCAAUACGGCUUCCAAUUUAGCCCUCUGGCACCAUUCAAACAAUUGUCAUUCUGCUAGUCAUUAUUACGUUAAUUCCAGAGCGAUUCAAAGCAAAGUCAAUCAAAUGUUGAAAAAUUUCGAAGGGCAACAUUAUGUCAAUGAAGUGCUUGAAUUCUUAAGAAAUAUAAGAGGAAUGUCAAAGGAAGAGUUAAAUAUUUAUUUGAAAGUAUUUGAAGGGAGGCAUCAUAGCUAUAUUAUAGAGGUAAUGAAAUUUGCAAUAAUUUAUCCGCACGAUAGUAUCAUGCGUCAAUUAAGUAAGCUAGAUUUGUCAAAUGUUUCUGAUAUUUACAAUUUAUUGGUAGAAUUGAAAAUUUAUGAUUCCGAUACUGACAUUUAUUUGUCGCUGGGACUAUUUGGAUCUCCAACCCAAAUGAGUGUUUCAAAUUCUAGUCAAUUGCUGAACCGCGCCUCUCCAAUUUUUAACCCAAAGGACAAUUUCAAGUAUUUAAGAACCAAAAAGUUUUAUCACGAUCAUGUGAUAUAUGGUUUAGGAAAUGAUGAAUCCACUCAAUUUGGGAUAUCUAUUGAAACAUUAAACUCAAGGAAGUAUAUCAUAAAUGUUCAUAUUCCAGAUUUGAUAUCUUUCAUGCCACCUAAUUCUUCUUUAUUUCAGAACAUAUUUGGGAGCAGCAUAAUUAGACGUAAAAUUGAUUACAACAAUGGUUCUUUAAAUGAAUUGUACUCAAAUGAAUUUAAAGCCAAGCGAAGAUUUAAAACUUAUGCAAACUACGUGGAAAAUGAUGAAGUUUGGGAAAAUAUUGAUAAACCUAAAAAAAAGAGAAGAAACAUCUCCGAAGCAACUUGUUUGACCAUAUCAUUUGAGCUCAACUCAUUUGAUUUGAAAGCUUUUGAUUCAUUUAAGGGAAAAAUUAAUAUAAGUUUCGACUCUAUUUCAAAUGUUAAUGUUAAAAAUGUGAAUAUGAAGACUUUACAAAAGUGUUUGACUGGAGAAUUGGAACCUUCUUUUUUUAAAUUACUUAGAAUCAAUCGAAAUAUGGAAAAUGUGGAAUCGGAUGUUCGCUUGAACAAAGUUGAUAUUCAUAAUUUGAAUUAUAUUUUUCAUGUGAUGAAGUCAUUUUUCAAAAGUAGGCAAAUGGCUGGAGCUGCGUCAGUUGGCUUAAAAUCAGAAGCUGGGUUUUUGUUAGAUGAAAUCAAAAUUUUCACUGGUUGUCUAGUUGCAGAAUUUUGUUCUGAACAUAAUAUACCAGUGAUCAACAGGUCACAAAGUUUGGAUUCAAUCGAUUACAAUCAGGAUAAGGUACAUGUUGAACAUGAUAAUAUGUUAUUUCCCGCUUUCGAUUCCGAAAAAUAUUCUCAUAGUAUAAUGGCUAGAAACAUAAAUGGUAAUAUAUCUGAAAGUGCAAAAAUCAUAUCCAACAACUACUUGUCCCCUAUCAAGAAAAGCUUGACAUCUUUUGAGCAAAACACACCGCUAGGUUUGAGACGAGGUUUUGUUGAUAUUUUCACUAUUUUUGACUCUGGCGAAGCAUUAUUGAAUCAAUUUCAAUUAUUGUCCUAUACCCACUACAUCAAUACAAUUCAGAUGUGUCCCGUAGAUCAAAUUCAAAAUUUUCAUCAAUUUAAACGUAUCGGAUAUAAUUUAAGAGGUCCUUUAAGUCAAAGUCAAUUGUCCUCAUUAAUUAAACCAGAUAGUAAAAUUUGGGAGUAUUUACUAAACAAAUAUGAGAAGUUGAAAAUUUUGCAAAUUAAUAAAAGCAAACUCCAAUGCAUAGUUACUAGUGUCAUAAAAAAAGACUUAAAUCAAGUUGUUUGUCGAGCGUAUUGUUUUAAACGUGGCAUUGAACUCAAGGUUAUAAGCUACAGACAAGAUAUAAAGAUUGGGAGUGUGGUGAAAGUAGAAGAACCUUUAGUGAUUGACUUCAUUGAAGGAGAGUGUAUUUAUAUAGAAGCAAUGGAUAAUUUAUAG
Messenger RNA from Lodderomyces pseudojiufengensis, 2442 nucleotides. RefSeq lists its product as uncharacterized. The record is from RefSeq and is a predicted model, not a curated record. The transcript has a single exon. NCBI's taxonomy places the organism in Eukaryota, Fungi, Ascomycota, Pichiomycetes, Serinales, Debaryomycetaceae. Bases 1 to 2442 code for a protein of 813 amino acids.